CAUAAUAGUAGUUACUCGUACUUAUAAUACACACAACGUAUCUUUAACUAAUUGAAACCUUAAUGAAUAAAUACGUAUCUUUUAUGAUUGCUCUGUAGUAACCAAAAUAAACUAUGGAUAUAAAAUACUUUUAGCUGUCUAUAUUAUUAUUUAUUCGCUGUGAUACCUACGACAGUAAAAGUAGGCACUGUGAUACUAUGCACAAUGCUAGCGAAUCAUAUGACAGUGGUGAGUAUCUAGUGAUCUAUUGGAGACUCAUGUACUGUGUAACGACAAGAUGAUGGAGAGAUCUACGAGAUCCAGCUUCGACGGUAACAGUGUUGAUAUUGGUGAAAUAACAGAAUCUCCAGAUACAGAGUAUAUGAGUACAUCCGCGAUACUACACUACUGCAAAUCUAAGAUAUUACUUCCAUAUUUGAAGUUACUCACAAUUAUGGGAUUACGGCCUUUAGUGGAUGUAUCGAAUUCGUCAAAAUUUGCAAUUUGUGUGUCACAUUUUCAUUCAGCUCAAGUAGCCGUAUAUAUGUUUCUAGGAUAUAUUCUGCAAUAUAUGUCAUGUUUCAGAAGGGACAGAGGUUUCUGUUACAAGUUGGUGCCUCUUGCUUUAGUGUCGCCUUUGGAAUAUGAGACAUACAAAGAAGUGUGUUAUGGAAACAUUGUUUUCACAUAUAUUGGUCCCAGUAUUUUACAUUUUAUAGGGUUUCUUUAUGCAUUGUAUUUAUUCAGAAUAUCCGAUAAUGAACAAUUACAAAAUUUAAUGGAAAGGGUUUUCCUUUUAUCAUCUUAUGCUCCCCAAGGCAUGCCUACAGCAAAACCCAGACGAUUGCUUCGUAUGCUUUGGUUCUUCAUAAUUUUAAGUGUCCUAUGGAUGUGUCUUUCCCUGUGCUCAGUCAAUUUGAUGAUGACUAGGGGGACCAUUAUGUUUAGGUGGAUGGAGUCAAGUUCUAAUGAAGUAGUAUUGUUAUUAAAAAUACUUCUGAUUGUGUGCACCCUCAUACACGAUAUGGUGCAAGCAACUGUAGUCGCUAGUUAUUGUCUGCAAGCGCAACUAUUGCAGGCGCAUCUCAUGUUCUUAAAAGAACGUUUGCUCAACAGAACUAUAACGCCGCUAAAUUGGAUGAGAGAAAUUGCAGAAUUUCGUAAGUUAUUAAAAUAUUUAAACAAUGAUUUAGCACCUGCGGUGUGCAUGUUCAUAAUCGUUAAUAUGUCAUGGGCGGCAUCAGGGCUCAUGUGGAUAUUGAAUUUGGAUAAAGUGGAUACUCAAACCGAACCUAUGAUGGGCAUUAGUGUUCUCAAUCAAUUUUUGUGGAUAUCAGCAGUAAUUGUACCUUUUAUACAGGCAGCCCGUCUUUCGAAAGAGUGUCGACGGACACAAUCCGUUGGACACGAGCUGUGUGUGCGACCAUUUCUUCACCAAGAUACAUCUCAAGAAGACAUUACCACAGUACUUAUGUACGCGUCCACGCUCAAACUAAGAGCGAAACUGUUUUACUAUCCUAUUGCUGGACGUUAUUUGUGUCUUAUAUUAACUCUUACCAUUAUUAUGCUCUUUUCUUUAGGCAUGUGUCAUUAUUUGCAAUGAUUUUAGUAGGUAUUAUAAUAAAACUAUUAUAUGGACUAAUGGUAAUUUUAUUUAAAUAUACUAUGUAUUCGUAACAUUUGGCACUAUUUAAAAUUAUCUACACAUUACCUAAGUCCUUAUAUUUUUAUAUAUUAUUCUAAUAAGAAUAACAUGGUAACACUACAAUUGAAGCAGGUUUCCUUAUAUCUGAGAAUAUUUUUAGGGAACAAAAUAUUUACUUACACUCAACAACAAUGAUACAUUUAUCUAAAUAAAUUAUUACAGACCUUUAUUCGUUGAGUAGCGGUCGUCAGUUCAAUCACCGACAUAAUACGAUAACAAAACAAUAAAUACGAAUAUGGUUUUUACUUUUUAUACAUUUACAAUGUACUGCUAUUAAUCACUAGCAGUUUUCCGUCGCCCUGCGUAGUGUAUAUAGAUAAAUUAAAUUGCGAAUUUGGAUAUUCUUGUUUAUUAAUUGUGCAACGCAACAUAUAUAAUAUAUUCUUGUUUAGACCUUUUCUGUGUGACUGCCGUCGAAAUAUUUUGCUAAUGCAUUAUCUUAUUUCUGGCUUUACACCAUCAUAUUACUAACUUGCGAAUUAUCAUAUUAGAAACUUAGUGCCGGCGAAACACAACACUGUAAUACAAAAAAAUCAACAAUAAUAGGUACAAAGGGAUAGUAUUUAGUGUUCAUCGCCAAGGUCAAAGUUAGCCAGCUUCUAUAUUGAUUCCGUCACUUCUUAAUCGACUCAGAAUAAGAGUAACCUUACUUACUAAUUAUGUUAUUGUAUAUUAUAAUUGGUAUAUGGUUUCAAUUAACGGUUUUUUCUUUUGCACAGGUGUAUUUGUUAUUUGUUUCUGGCUACCAUUUUCUUAUGAUUUAUGAGACAUUGUAUUUAUACUCAGUUUGGUACGGAUUGCAGAUAUUAAUUAAUAAGUUAAAUAU
Achroia grisella is the source of this 2510-nucleotide messenger RNA. RefSeq lists its product as uncharacterized. NCBI's taxonomy places the organism in Eukaryota, Metazoa, Arthropoda, Insecta, Lepidoptera, Pyralidae. The record is from RefSeq and is a predicted model, not a curated record. The transcript has 9 exons. The coding region runs from base 278 to 1582 and encodes 434 amino acids.